AUGAAGCGGGACCGGCUCGGGCGCUUCCUGUCGCCCGCGGCGUCCCGGCAGCGCGGGAGCUCGGGCCGCGGCAGUUGUGGCGGAGGCCGGGCCCGGGGCCGCCCCGCCCGCAGCGGGCCCGACGUGGCCGAGGCGGCGGCCGUGGUGGCGGCGCGGCUGGGCUGGGGCCCGGCGCGGCCCUGCGGGGACGCGGGCGAGGACGGCGCAGACGAGGCAGGAACUGCCCGGGCCCUGGCCAUGGGGCACUGUCGCCUUUGUCAUGGGAAGUUCUCCUCCCGGAGUCUCCGCAGCAUCUCCGGCAGGGCGCCUGGGGAGAGCUCAGAAAGGCCACCCCCUGGGGACCGUGUUUUCAUCCGAGAUUUUCAGCGCCUCCUGGGCGUGGCUGUCCACCAGGACCCAGCUCUGUCCCAGUUUGUCUGCAAGAACUGCCAUGCCCAGUUCUACCAGUGCCACGGCCUCCUCACAUCUUUCCUGCAGCGAGUCAAUGUUCCCCCGACAGGCCGCCGGAAGCCUUGCACAAAGGUCGGUGUCCAGCCACGGAUGGGGCCGGAGGAGGGAGCGUGUGUGGUGGACCUGAUUGCUUCGAACCCCCAGGGCCUGCGUGGCUUGGUGGGGUGGGUGCACAGACACGCGGCCGGCUGCGGGGCCCUACCUAGCCUCCAGAGGACGCUGUCCUCCGAGUACUGUGGUGUCAUCCGGGCCGUGUGGGGCUGCGACCAGGGCCAUGACUACACCAUGAACGCCGACUCCAGCUGCGGGGCCCUCUUGCUGGACAGCGCUUUGGGUGUCAAGUGGACGUGGGACAAGGAUUCAGCCCCACGACUCCCCCAGCAUCGGGGGUUCAGCCCCACCGGGGCUGCCCCUCAGAGCUCCCAAAGCAGAGCAGCUGCGGCUGGGGCUGAGACCGAGACACUCCCCAGCAUGGGCACAAGCCGGCUUCCUUCAGAUGGUGACCCAGUGGGACCGGGGCCGGGACCCCCGUCUCAGCCAAGCCUCCCCCAAGGUGGGACCCCAGGGCAAUUGGGUGAGAAGCAGGUUCCAUCUCCAACCUCGGAUGAUCGGGUAAAAGACGAGUUCAGUGACCUUUCUGAGGGAGAUUUCCUGAGUGAAGAUGAAAAUGACAAGAAGCAGAACACCCAGUCCUCGGAUGAGUCCUUUGAGCCGUACCCAGGAAAGAAGGUGUCUGGUAGGAAAAGUGAAAGCAAAGAAGCCAAGAAGUCAGAAGAACCAAAAAUCCGAAAGAAACCUGGACCCAAGCCGGGCUGGAAGGGCAAGCCGCGGUGUGAGAGGGAGGAACUGCCCACCAUCUACAAGUGUCCGCACCAGGGCUGCACGGCCGUGUACCGCGGGGCCGACGGCAUGAAGAAGCAUGUCAAGGAGCACCACGAGGAGGUCCGGGAGAGGCCCUGCCCACACCCCGGCUGCAACAAGGUGUUCAUGAUUGACCGCUACCUGCAGCGCCACGUCAAGCUCAUCCACACAGAGGUGCGGAACUACAUCUGCGAUGAGUGUGGACAGACCUUCAAGCAGCGGAAGCACCUCCUGGUCCAUCAGAUGCGCCACUCUGGAGCUAAGCCUCUGCAGUGUGAGGUCUGCGGGUUCCAGUGCCGGCAGCGGGCAUCCCUGAAGUACCACAUGACCAAGCACAAGGCUGAGACGGAGCUGGACUUUGCCUGUGACCAGUGUGGCCGGCGGUUUGAGAAGGCACACAACCUCAACGUGCACAUGUCCAUGGUGCACCCGCUGACGCAGACCCCAGACCAGGCCCCGGAGGCCCCACCCAGGCCCGCAGCAGGGCAGGUGGUGAAGGCUGAGCCCACCUGA
This is a messenger RNA of Rangifer tarandus platyrhynchus (Svalbard reindeer), 1824 nucleotides long. Lineage: Eukaryota; Metazoa; Chordata; Mammalia; Artiodactyla; Cervidae. The record is from the annotation of a GenBank genome assembly.